AUGAUUGCUAGACUGACCGAGCGUAGGUUACACAACGAAAUCCAAACUCUAGAGAAGGUUCAUUUCGUUCAACGUGAAAAAGUCUCAGAAGCGAAGAAAUUGCGUCCCAGGAUGAAGCACAUCCCAAUGCACAAGGUAUUGAGAAAAGCAAAUGAUAAUCUUCGACUGGCUAAGACGACACUCGAAGACCAUAUCCAAGCCGAGGCCAUCCGUAGCUGUCACUCACUCUGCGAAGCAGCCAUUGAGAAGCUACCACAAGAGCUACGCGACAUGAUUACUGAAUUUCUGGUCACCGAUGAAGAUGUGGCUUUCUUUAUCGGCAAGGACAACAAGCUCAAGAUCGCGCACGGCCUUGACAAUCCCCAGCACUGCUACGACCCAGUGUACACUGGUUCCAACUUCCACACGGACAUACUCAAGCAACUCGUGACGGGAACAAGAUGCUUUCAUUUUCGUUCCCGUCAUGAGUUCCUGGAGAUGUUCUUCGACGCGUACAUUUGCAGCAACGAGUAUGGCCAUCUCGCUCUCAACACCAAGGUCACAAAGCUGAGCCUGGCGAUAUCGGAGAAUUGUUUGAAGAACCGCGCGACGCUGCGAAGCAACCUUGAAUAUCUCUCCAUAUUUCCAGCACGAACUCUCUUGAACUUCAUAAUUCAGACCCCGUCUACUUUGGUUAUUCGUCAAUUGGCGCGUCAACUUAGGCACUUGGUGAAUAUCAUCGGUCCGUGCACACUGCCUCUGCACAACAGCGGCUAUGAUGUCAACAUGGUUAUCAACCCCGAGUAUCGCUCUUCCAACGUCAAAAACAACAGCGACAGUACCUUUUCAUUCCCAGUCGUCGACAAAUCAGAGGCUGUGAUGAAGAUUCGAGGUAACAAAUUCGACGUGUGGUUAUCCCAUGAGCGGAUUUUGUCCCUGGAACUUGAUUAG
Exserohilum turcica Et28A is the source of this 930-nucleotide messenger RNA. RefSeq lists its product as uncharacterized. The transcript has a single exon. The record is from RefSeq and is a predicted model, not a curated record. NCBI's taxonomy places the organism in Eukaryota, Fungi, Ascomycota, Dothideomycetes, Pleosporales, Pleosporaceae. Bases 1 to 930 code for a protein of 309 amino acids.